AAUAAUCCAAAUUUCCUACAAUUAGAAACUCUACUCCAUCUCCUUCUACCCCUUGCAAUUUGCAAACCCUAACCCCAAAAUCAAUUUGUCCCUAUAGUUGUUGGCGAAUACCCAAUUCCGAUUUUUGUUCAAUCUCCGAUACCCACUUGUAAUCUUGACUAAAGAUUCGAUCUUUGGGGAUCAAUUUUUUCUCUGAGAAAAGAAGACGAAUAAAGGAAUUAGGGUUUAGGAGUUAGAGGAGGAGGAAGAUGGUGAUCACGAUUGAAGAUUUGAGGAAAAAUGAGACCAGGCUUUGUGGGUCUUUCUUGAAAAUGGUUGAUGAUGUGAAAGCCAUGGCCACCGACCCAUCUGAGCAACAAGUGCUUCUGACCCAGAUGGUUUUGAAGGAGUUGAUGAUGAAUAGGAACAAACCAGAAGCAGCAUUCUCACUUGGUUUUCCCAAAAAGAAGAGAUCUGGAUCUAGAGGGAUGCAAAAGCAGAAUCAGAAUCAGAAGCAGAGGAUCAUCAUCAAAUUCAAACGCUGCGUCUCUGCCACUACAGGUAUUGCUUCUUAUUCUUGCUCUGUUUCCCCUGAUUCUGGUAUUGUUGGAUCUAGAGGGAUGCAAAAGCAGAAUCAGAAUCAGAAGCAGAGGAUCAUCAUCAAAUUCAAACGCUGCGUCUCUGCCACUACAGGUAUUGCUUCUUAUUCUUGCUCUGUUUCCCCUGAUUCUGGUAUUGUUGUAAACCCAGACCCACUUCAUGAUGAUCAGAAACAGGAUUUGAAAUUGAAAUUGAAAUUGAAGAGCAAGAAGAGGUGCUACUCUGAAAUCGAACAAGCAGGCGAUGAAGGUUUCGAAGACAUAAACUCGAAAAGGCUGAGAAAGGGAAAGAAUCAUAAGAGGGUCUUACCAAGUGCGCAAUCGAUGACUGAGUAUUUUCCAAAGGAAGAGUUGCAGGAUCGUUUUCGUGGAUCAGAUCACCCAAAGCCAAGAGCAAGAGCAAUAGCAAUAGCAGGGAAGAGGAAUGAGAUCAAGAUCAGUAUGACCAGCUUUGCUUUGUCCUUGUUAAUCUGCUUUCUUCUUGCAGUUUAUGUUCAACAGUAAUUCAGUGAACAACUUUCAUUUUUCCGGUAUGGUUUUUGUAAUUUUAAUACUUUCUCUAUUUCCCCAAAGCUCAGUAUCGCAUAUCUUCAUUCUCUUUCUCUCAGAUCAUUCAGUAUGCUCUUUGAGUUUGGGGGAAGCAUCCAAUUUCUUCUUAUGUUUACCUGGUAUGUUAGCUUACAUGUGCUCUUUUAGUUUUAGACUGGGCUUAUUAAUGCUUUUAAUCAUUUAUCUUUGUUCAUUCUCUUCUUAAUGGUGACAACUCAUAUAUAAGAAUUAGCUAUGCUUCUGAUUUUUACCCAACUGGCAUGGUGUUCUGCUUGUGUACUAUAGGUUGAAUUACUUGCACUAGGCUAUGUUUAGGAUGAAGGAUGUCUAGUUUCAACAUCUUUGUUUCUUUUGUCCGGAGAACUGAAGGAAUGUUGGUUUAAUUCACCGCAGCAAUUUGAGAUAUGGCUCAUUAAUUUUGGUGCUGAUUAAUGGAAUGUGCUUUAGUUUGAGCUGCAUCUGUCCUUGUUUUUGAAAUGAUUUGAUGUCUUAGUAUGCAAUUUGAGCUAUGUUUUUCAAAUCAGGUUGGUUUAUGAAUUAUUUCCAUUUAUUUUCAUGAAGAUGAGUACUCUCACAUUUAGGUUCCAAAUCUUCUUUAUUGCAUAAAACUUCCUAGAAGUAGGGAUGCAAAAUUCCUCACCGAACAGAUGACGAUAUCAGCUAUUCUCCUCCCUGUCGAAUUGUGCGUAUGGAAGUAGCUCUAUAAAUGAUAUUGAAGUUUGACAUUGGUUCCCUGGUGGUGAGUACUUAAAGAUCUACCAUAUGGCAGGAGAGCAAAAGGCCUAUAUAUAUAUAUACACUUGGUCCCUUACCUUUUGGUUAUUGUUUUGGUUCUUGCUGCAGGUUUCUGAACUUAUGCUCGUCCUUUAGUGAGGAUUGGAUGAUCUGUUUGAAAAAGUGAAACUAUCCUCUUUGUAAUAUCUGAAUAAAGUACUUGUACUUCUCCAACAGUCCAUCUUCUUGAGUUUUUUUAUUGCAUAUCUUGUUUUAUCCCGGCCAUAUAUAAAUGAGUAGACUAUUUUUCGCUGGGGGUUUAUACUUUGUAC
This is a messenger RNA of Rosa chinensis, 2173 nucleotides long. RefSeq lists its product as uncharacterized. Lineage: Eukaryota; Viridiplantae; Streptophyta; Magnoliopsida; Rosales; Rosaceae. The transcript has 3 exons. The record is from RefSeq and is a predicted model, not a curated record. The coding region runs from base 249 to 1082 and encodes 277 amino acids.